AAGGCCCUCUCUCCAUUCAUGUUUGCACUCAUUUUCCCUCCCCCCCCCUCUCUCCGUGCUAAAAAUCUGAUGAUCAUCAGGAGCAGCUAAAAGAAGGUCCAGUAAUCGAUCCCUUCUUCAUCCGACGCUCUCCUUCGACUUGCAGAGAUGCUCAGAUCAGUGAUAAGGGAGUUUAAGCCGAACACCGUCCGUCCUCUCGCGAAUCGCUUGGCCUGUUACACUACCGGCGGUGGCGAAGGAAGGCUUGCAGGUAAGGUAGCCCUGGUAACCGGAGGAGCAAGUGGGCUCGGGAGGGCCACGGCUCAUGAAUUCAUCAAAAACGGAGCCCGAGUUGUAAUUGCCGACAUCAACUCUCAGCUCGGGCCGGAGGUGGCGAAGAGUCUAGGCCCAUCAGCCCUAUUCGUUGACUGCGAUGUCGCCAAUGAGGCCCAAGUGGCCAGCGCCAUAGACACCGCCGUGGCCCACCAUAGAAGGCUAGACAUCUUGUUCAACUGCGCCGGCAUAUCCGGCCCCUCAGUCCCACCAAGCAUCGCAGACCUGGACCUGGACCAGUUUGACCGGGUCAUGCGGGUUAACCUCCGGGGUAUGGUUGCAGGGAUAAAGCAUGCCGCUCGAGUGAUGGUCCCUUCUGGCUCUGGGUCCAUCCUUUGUAUGUCCAGCAUCAGCGGGAUACUAGGAGGUCUCGGCCCACACCCCUACGCCGUGUCGAAGUUCGCAGUCCCUGGGCUGGUGAGGUCGGCGGCAAGCGAGUUGUGCCGGAGUGGGAUCCGGAUCAACUGCAUAUCACCCGCCCCGAUCCCAACCCCAAUGGCAGUGGGCCAGAUUGCGCAGUUCUACCCUGGGGCCACCCGCGAGCAGGUGGAGGGGAUCGUUAAUGGGCUUGGGGAGCUUAAGGGGGCCCACUGCGAGGAAAUUGAUGUGGCCCAGGCCGCAGUCUACUUAGCCUCGGACGAGGCAAAGUAUGUGACUGGCCAUAACUUGAUUGUGGAUGGAGGGUUCACUUGCUUCAAAAAUCUAAGUUUCCCUUCUCCUGAUCAAUUGGGGUAGAAUUGUUAAGAACUUUAAUAAUUUUUUGUUGAUUAAUGCUAAGAAUACUUAACCUUCGAAUGGCUGAUGUCGUGAAAAAUUCUCGGACUCGGAGCCCGUGCUCUUUGAGAAAUUAUUAUCUUGUCAAAUGUAUUAUGUGCUGUUUGUGCU
Messenger RNA from Punica granatum (pomegranate), 1197 nucleotides. The record is from RefSeq and is a predicted model, not a curated record. NCBI's taxonomy places the organism in Eukaryota, Viridiplantae, Streptophyta, Magnoliopsida, Myrtales, Lythraceae.